Monoraphidium neglectum is the source of this 636-nucleotide messenger RNA. RefSeq names its product ADP-ribose pyrophosphatase. The coding region runs from base 1 to 636 and encodes 211 amino acids. Gene Ontology annotation, biological process: nucleoside phosphate metabolic process; ribose phosphate metabolic process. The transcript is spliced from 7 exons. NCBI's taxonomy places the organism in Eukaryota, Viridiplantae, Chlorophyta, Chlorophyceae, Sphaeropleales, Selenastraceae. Gene Ontology annotation, molecular function: hydrolase activity. The record is from RefSeq and is a predicted model, not a curated record.
AUGUCCUCGUCCGCAGCCGGCUGCAUGGAGGUGGUGGCAGAGGGCCGCUUCCUGCGACUCGUGCAGCUGCAGUACACGCGGCCGCCGCGGUCAGAGGUGGUGCGGCAGUGGCAGGCGGUCGAGCGGUGCACCACAGACCGCGGGGACGGGAGCCACGGCAUCGACGCCGUCGCCGUGUUUGCCGUGGUCAAAUCCAAAACGCGGCCGCCACAGCUGGUCGUGGUAAAGCAGUUCCGGCCGCCGCUGGGAUUGACUACGAUAGAGCUACCCGCUGGGCUCGUGGACAGCGGGGAAGACCCCCAGGAGACGGCCCUGCGUGAGCUGCGGGAGGAGACGGGGUUCGCUGCCACCAGAAUCCUGGGCACCGGCGGCCGGCAGUACCUCAGCCCCGGCCUGACGAACGAGAACAUCGUGACCGUUUUUGUUGAGGUCGACGGGGACGCCUACGAGGGCGGCCAGCCCGCCCCCCAGGCUCUGGAGGAGGACGAGACCAUUGAGGUGGCCCUGCUGCCCCUGGAUGCUGACUUGGAGGGCCGCCUGCUGGCCCUGGAGGGGCAGGGCCACCCUGUGUGGGUGGGCCUCCACUCUAUCGCGCAGGGCAUGAAGCUCGGGGCCAUGUUUGGGCUGCAGCUGUGA